Zootermopsis nevadensis is the source of this 553-nucleotide messenger RNA. Its product is annotated as immediate early response 3-interacting protein 1. Gene Ontology annotation, biological process: endoplasmic reticulum to Golgi vesicle-mediated transport. Gene Ontology annotation, cellular component: Golgi membrane; endoplasmic reticulum membrane; COPII-coated ER to Golgi transport vesicle. The record is from RefSeq and is a predicted model, not a curated record. Lineage: Eukaryota; Metazoa; Arthropoda; Insecta; Blattodea; Termopsidae.
ACUCCACAAUCGACAAUCGUGACCGGUGGCGCUGUGUCGAUACAUAAAAAUGGCGUUAACGUUGUGGAGUUUGUAUGAAGUAGUUUUACUGUGUUUAAAUGCAGUAUGCAUAUUACAUGAGGAACGAUUUUUAGCUAAAAUUGGCUGGAGUUCGAAUCAGAAUAUUCAAGGUUUUGGGGAGCAACCGUCUGUCAAAUCACAAGUAUUGAAUCUUGUACGAUCAAUACGAACUGUAAUGAGAAUUCCCUUGAUUUUCCUGAAUAUUCUAACAAUAGUGAUCAAGCUCAUACUUGGAUGAUAGUGUGGAAGAUGAUGUGAAUAAUGUGAAAUACUACUAUGGUUAUGUACAACUGUGUUUAAAAACACUCCAUUUACCUAACAACAGACAGCAAGAUUUAAACACUAAGACAAGUGUGGUGUUGUGCGAGUUCAGUGACCAUCAGCAUUCCAUAAAAUAAAAAUUAUUUUUGCAAGAACAAACCACGUUUUCAAUGGAACUCUGUAUAAUACACAUGGAAAAUUGUUAAUAAAAUAAUUUAUUAUAUUUAUUCUA